AUGAAUUUUUCGCGGAGAGGGAAUACUUUAAAAAACACAGCAGUUGAUUCCGUGACUAACUUUUCAUCUAAGAGGAGAGCUCAGUCUAUAAGCAAUGCUCACACCACAAAAUUAUUCCUCGCACCUGCUGAUCCAAACCAAAAAUCAGAUAAUUCAAAAAAACAAUUUUUUUCCUAUAACCUGUCUACAAAACCAUUCACAAAAGAUGAACUACUUACUUACGCUGGUACGCUUACUGAUAUGCAACUUAUUCUAUUUGCCCAAUUUAUCAAAAUGGAAAAUCCUUCGAGAGAAAAAAUUCUAAAUGCAGUGACAGCGAUAAGCGAAAACGAUACAGUUGCUCUUAAUUUCUGGACACAAUGCUUCUAUAGCGCAACGAGACCUUCACAACAAGCUCUAAUUCCACAAAGUACAGGACCUGUCACUAGCUAUCCUUUGAAUAACAUACAAUACGGACACUGCCCAGAAGAAACAAUGAUUAUGGCAACACCAUUUAUCUUAGGAACUUCAUUUUUUGAUAAAGUCUUUACUAUUGAUAAUAUUCCAAAGAGGCAUCGCGUAAUUUUGCAAUGCUUCCGCGCUGGAGUUGCCCCUGCUACUGUAUUAUGGCCGCAAACUUUAGGAAUUUAUAUCAAUGGAUAUAUUGCAAAAUCUCCAACCGCAAACUCAAAUUCCAACAUCAUGUAUACUAAUAUUGACAUAAGCGAGUUCUUACCAAGCUUUACUCUUCGAGUUACGUGUAGUACAGAAAACAUUCCUUCUGUAUUCCUUGUAAGAGUUGUAAAGUACUUCACCUUCAAAGAGAUUGUACAAAUAAUACGAAACAGACCAUAUCCGAACGAUUUUCUCGAUGAAAGAAAUCGAGAUGUUUUUACACCGAAACCUGCAGGAGCCGUGAAGUAUCCUGGACGCACUACGUUCUGCGAACACCCACAGUGCUUCGAUUUGAAGCAUUUUAUUAAGUUUGCAACGUUGACUGGAAUAUGGAGGUGUCCGAUCUGCGGGAAACAGACGAAUCCUGAAAGUUUGAGAUAUUCAAACCUCACUGAACAGUAUCUCAACAAAAUUAAGUCUGCUUCUCAGCCUGUUUCACCUCAACUGAAUUAUAAUCCUGCUUUCUCGUCGCCUGAUGCAUUCCAGAGUCAGACUCCGAAUGCUACUAUGGAUCAGUCACAGAUUGACGUGUUUAGUCUAGAUCCAAACCAGAAUAACGAUGAUUUCGAAUUUUUCUCUUAA
Molecule: messenger RNA, 1236 nt
Organism: Trichomonas vaginalis G3
Lineage: Eukaryota; Parabasalia; Trichomonadida; Trichomonadidae
Product: zinc finger, RING/FYVE/PHD-type domain-containing protein
Exons: 1
Coding region: 1-1236 (411 amino acids)
Biological process (GO): protein sumoylation
Molecular function (GO): zinc ion binding; SUMO ligase activity
Source: RefSeq, a predicted model, not a curated record